Molecule: messenger RNA, 1496 nt
Organism: Camelina sativa (false flax)
Lineage: Eukaryota; Viridiplantae; Streptophyta; Magnoliopsida; Brassicales; Brassicaceae
Source: RefSeq, a predicted model, not a curated record
UUUAUAUAUAUGAGUUUCCUUUGUUUCUUUUAAACCUUAGUGAGUGAGUGAAUAGUAAAAGCAUUCGGCUUUUGUAUUAUGUCUGCCUAAUUUCUUGAGGGUGUACUUUUUCUUAUUCUUUGCCUAUCUUAGAUAAAUCUAGAUUUUGCAUAAGGUGGUUUUAAUCUUCAACUAGAUCAUGAGUCAUUACUUGAUGGGCUAAAGAUUUUUUCUUACUCUUUCUUCUCUGACCAAAACUCAAUCAUAGCAAGUGACAAUGAACACCAUUUUUGGGAAAUUAUGGGACAACAGAAGAAAUAAGACAAUCUCUACUAUACACAACACUAGAGCUGGACCAAACAAAGAUGUUUGCGUAUGAUGAAAUAAGAAAGAGAGAUGAGCAAUUGAUCCAUCUCAAAGACAUCUUAACCAAAACCAUCAAAGAAAGAGACGAAGCUCUAGAGAAAUGUCAGCGUCUCAUGUUCGACAGCCACUCACUUCAGCAACAAAAACACAUAACUCCUCCUUCAUCUGGAGCUUCAAGCAUUGAAGACGAACAAGUUCAGCUUCAACAACUAGGAUCCAACAAGAGCUUCUCAUCCUCGGAUUGUGAGGAGAGCAUUAUGUCACCCACUGAUCAUAUCAUGAACCCACCACCAUCUCAGCUUGAAGAAGUUUCAGGAACUGAGAUUAUUAUGGAUCCAUUGUUUCCAGACAAGCCAUUGCCUGAAAAGGGUAAGCUCUUACAAGCUGUUAUAAAGGCAGGGCCAUUACUUCAGACACUCCUCUUAGCCGGUCCAUUACCUCAAUGGCGCCACCCACCACCGCCUCUUAAGACCUUCGAGAUCCCUCCAGUUACAGUCCAAUGCCCAAUUGUCAACAAUGGUUGUGGCAAGUUCAACAGGAAAAGAGUUUUCUCAGAUGGAUCCUAUUCAGAAGCUAAGUAUCAGAAAGUUCUUCUCCACUGACCGGGAGCUCAAAACAAAUUCUGGAUACUGAUCUUUAUUCUUGCUCAAGUAGUACUAAUAGUCAUCUAAUAUACCAUUACAUAGGUCAAUUCCAGGAUUAAUCUCACUUCUAGGGUUCAAGUGAAAGUGAUCUUUUGUACAUUAGGGCUUUUUGUUAUGCUCCAUUGUGGGAGACAGAGUCUGAUCCAUUUAGGGUUUAGAUUUAGAGUGCUGAGAAAGUAAGAAAAAAAAACUCCCCUGGUUUAACUCUAACUAAAUGAGAGUGAAUACUAUGUGAGAGAGUUUGCUAUUUUACUUCUUUCUCCAGUUAUGCUUGUGGUUGUUUUUUCUUUCUUUUUGUUGGGGUCUCAAACCCAAAACCCCAAUUUCUCAUUCAUGUUUUGGCUCCAUGGUUGUGAAACUAGAAUAGGGGUUUCUUUUGUAUUCUAUGAUUUUUCCCUCUACAAUCAGUUGGGGAUGAUUUAUGUUAAAUCUAAAUGUAUUAUGUGAUUCUCUACUGUGAUGUUAUGUUCUUGUCUUCAUAAUGGAUUUUCUAUAGUAAUUAAAAUA